This is a messenger RNA of Solanum pennellii, 2102 nucleotides long. Its product is annotated as seed biotin-containing protein SBP65-like. The transcript is spliced from 2 exons. The coding region runs from base 148 to 1881 and encodes 577 amino acids. NCBI's taxonomy places the organism in Eukaryota, Viridiplantae, Streptophyta, Magnoliopsida, Solanales, Solanaceae. The record is from RefSeq and is a predicted model, not a curated record.
UGUCAGUUCUCAACAAAUACUUAUCACAAUGCUACUCUAAAUUUUCUCUAGUAUAAAACACUCAUUUUGUUCCUUGUAACCAAACUCAUCAUCAUAUCAUCAAUUAUAUAGAAAUUUAUUGUAAUUUUUGUUUUGUUAUCAACAACAAUGGCUUCAGAGCAAGCGAGAAGAGAGAAUGUUACUGAUGAAAGGAAACUCCAGCUUGAGAAAGAUAAAGUUCAUAAAAUUGCUAGUCAUUUUGAGUCUCUAGCUGAUAAAGUUCACGAGGAUGCAUCAACUUCUCCUCCUGAUGUUGUUCAUGUCAAGACUACUGUUACUGGUACUGUUCCUUAUCAAGAACAUCCAUCGGAGAAACAACGAUCAUCUGAUAUAAUCGAUAAAACUCAAGGGAGUAAGCAACAGGUCUUCCAAGAGAAACCAGAAGGUGUUAGAUUUGGAGUUCAUGGCCAAGAACACGAAGAAUCCGACAUAAACAGGGGAAAACAGAGUGAAGGUGGUGUUGAAGAGACGAAAGGAGGUCCGUCGUUGGAGGAAAUUUCUCAGUACAGAGCAAUGGCACAGCAGAAUUCGAUGAACGCGAUAAGGGGUGCUGAAGAGCGAUAUGAAAAGGCGAAGGAAAUGGGUGGUUCGACAUUGCAGAAUGUUAAAGAAUCUACAACUCAUGGAAUUGGUGCUGCGGGUACUUAUGCAGCAGAAAAGGGUGCACAAGCUAAAGACACCAUUACUCAGGGCCUUCAAAAGGGAACUCAGUAUAUUGCUGAAAAAGCUGGAGCUGCUAAAGACGUCGCGGUCGAGAAAGGCCAACAAGCUUAUGCUGCAACCAAGGAUACCCUUUCGGGUGCCGGACAAACUGCAGCUGAAUCAGCUCAACAAGCUAAAGAUUACACUAUGAAAAAAGCAGGAGAUACUAAAGAUUACACAAUGCAAAAAACAGGGGAAGCUAAAGACACCCUUUCGGGUGCCGGACAAACUGCAGCUGAAUCAGCACAACAAGCUAAAGAUUACACAAUGCAAAAAACAGGGGAAGCUAAAGAUACCCUUUCGGGUGCCGGACAAACUGCAGCUGAAUCAGCACAACAAGCUAAAGAUUACACUAUGCAAAAAACAGGAGAUACUAAAGAUUACACAAUGCAAAAAACAGGGGAGGCGAAAGAUUAUGUUGCUGAAAAAACAGGGGAAAUUAAAGAACAGAGCAAAGGUGCAGCGAGUUAUGUAGGCGAAAAGGCAGCACAAGUUAAAGAUGUUACAUUAGAAACAGGAAAAGGCGCGGUAGGAUACGCAGGGAAAGUAGCUGGAACAGUGAAGGACAAAACGGUUGUAGCUGGAUGGGGAGCUGCACAUUUCACUGCUGAAAAAGCUGCAGAUGCAACUAAAGCUAUAGCUGGUGUUACUUCUACCGUCGCAGGGUACGCCGGAGGAACGACAGUGGCCGCAAAGGAUUUGGUGGUUGAUGCUGGAAAGAGAACAGUGGGAUUUGCAGAGGAUACGUUGGCUGCUGCGAAGGAUUUUGUAGUUUCAGCUGAGGAAAGUGCAGCAGAGUAUGCAGCUAGGAAAAAAGCAGAAGCAGAGAGAGAAUUAGAAGCUAAGAAAUUACAAGAAGACACCAAGGGAGAAAACAGAGGAGGAUCGAAGAUUGAUGAAAAAGAGCGUGGAUUCAAAUCCAAAGAGGAAACCGAAGAAUCCUACUUCGAGGAACACGGAGGAGGGGGAAAAGAAAGCAGCAAGCCGGUGGAAGGUGCAGCGGUGGUGUUGCAAGCCAUUGGCGAAACUAUAGUUGAGAUUGGGAAAACGACUACUGAACUUGUAGCAGGUCGCCCUCGAGAUGAACCAGUUGAGGGAAUUGAGGAAGAGUCUACUACUACCACAAUGAAGAAAACUUGAGAUGAACGUCAUUUCGUUUUUGGUUUGAUUUUCGAUUUUCUAGCUUUUGGUUAAAUGGACUAUUGAAUAAUAAUUAGCGCAAAUCAUGUAGAAACUGUGUUCUAGGUAUGUUUUUGUGUUAAUAAUAGUGACUUGGUACUUUUGGUGCGUUACGUUAAAGUCACAUUAAAGCCUCAAACUAUGUAUCGUUUCUUCUCUAUGACUAUACUCCCUUAUUUCUA